UACAGAUUUCAAGCAUGUGUUUAUUUUGCAUCUGUUUUUCAAGCUAUGUCAUGUGGCAUCCAUUACUUAGCAUCUGUGUUCAUGGAUGUUACUCCUAACUUUGUAUGUGGGAUCUCUGAAAAUGUGAGUAGUGUUCUUUUCUACAACUCCUCUAAAUCAAGUAUAGAGGACAUCUGGACGCUGUGGACAUCAACAGAAAAUUAUAUUGUAGUCCAGCUGGAAAAUGGAGAAAUUUGGGAACUUAACCAAUGCAGCAGGUCCAAACGAGAAGUCAGUUUGGAUCUGGCAUAUGAAUACAAAGGCAAUAAGUCCAUAUAUUCUUGUUCUGAUGGAUUUCUCUAUGAUGAUACAAAGUGGAAGAGCACUGUUGUUACUCAGUGGGAUCUGGUCUGUGACCGAGAAUGGCUUGCAAAAUUAAUCCAGCCUACAUUCAUGCUUGGAGUCUUGAUUGGAGCAGUGAUUUUUGGUGACAUUGCUGACAGACUGGGAAGACAGCGUGUUAUAUGGUUCACAAGUGCCGGUCAGUUUGUAUUUGGCAUCGCAGUGGCCUUCACAUUUGACUACUACAGUUUUGUGAUUGUGCGCUUUCUCCUUGCUAUGGUUUCAAGUGGCUAUCUUGUUGUGGCUUUUGUUUAUGUGACUGAAUUUGUUGGCAUUAAAGCACGAACUUGGGCUUCUAUGCAUGUCCAUGCUUUUUUUGCUGUGGGAAUUAUGGUUGUGGCACUCGUGGGAUUUUUGGUUCGGACCUGGUGGGUCUAUCAGAUAUUUCUCUCCAUAGCAACUCUUCCCUUUGUCUUGUGCUGCUGGAUGCUCCCAGAAACACCUUUUUGGCUCCUAUCAGAGGAAAAAUAUGAAGAUGCACAAAAAGUAAUUAAUAUAAUGGCAAGAUGGAAUAAAGUGAGCACUCCCUGCAAAGUUUCUGAACUGUACUCAGUACAACAAGAUGAUCUAGUCAGUGUCAGAACGGGUGACAAUGACACAUCCUCAACAAAGAAGCACAACAUCUUAGACCUGUUUUGUAAUUGGCACAUUGCAACAAGGACCAUCACAGUCUGGCUAAUCUGGUUCACUGGGAGCUUGGGGUACUACGUCUUCUCUCUCAGUUCUGUCAGCCUAGGAGGCAAUGAAUAUUUAAAUCUCUUUCUCAUAGGUGCUGUGGAGUUGCCUUGCUAUAUCAUUGCUUGCAUUGGGAUGGACAGACUGGGAAGGAGAAACACACUCAUUCCAUUCCUUAUUUUAAGUGCAUUGAUCUGUGUUUUAAUUAUGUUCAUACCUCAGGAUUUCAAUACAUUAAUUAUUUUAGCAAAUAUGGCUGGAAAAUUUUCAAUAGGUGUGGCAUUUGGCCUUAUAUAUCUCUACACAGCAGAACUGUACCCAACAAUUGUAAGAUCACUUGCUGUUGGAAGUGGAAGCAUGAUGUGCCGUGUAGGAAGUGUGGUUGCUCCUUUCUGUGUAUAUCUGAGAAGCGUUUGGAUUUUCAUGCCACUCUUGCUUGUUGGAAUCAUGGCUCUUCUGAGUGGAAUAUUAACAAUAAUGCUUCCAGAAACACUGGGAAAACCACUGACUAAUACUUUGGUGGAAGCUACAGAAAUGGGAAGAAACAAGAAAAGCUGUUCCGGAAAGACUCAUCCAGCACACAGUGGUGCGGCAGUAGAAAAAGUAGAGAUGUUUGGUCAAGAAACAGUCAGCACUGAGAAAUAAAGCAACAGCAAAAUGGCUGUUCCCAAUUUUAAUCACGGUUAAAUUUAUAAGAUAUCUUUAUAUAAAUGUGACUAUUCUA
Pterocles gutturalis (yellow-throated sandgrouse) is the source of this 1780-nucleotide messenger RNA. It is a transcript of the gene SLC22A16, whose product is annotated as solute carrier family 22 (organic cation/carnitine transporter), member 16. Lineage: Eukaryota; Metazoa; Chordata; Aves; Pterocliformes; Pteroclidae. Gene Ontology annotation, cellular component: membrane. Gene Ontology annotation, biological process: transmembrane transport. The record is from RefSeq and is a predicted model, not a curated record. The transcript has 7 exons. Bases 46 to 1701 code for a protein of 551 amino acids.